Molecule: messenger RNA, 1080 nt
Organism: Colletotrichum orchidophilum
Lineage: Eukaryota; Fungi; Ascomycota; Sordariomycetes; Glomerellales; Glomerellaceae
Product: radical SAM superfamily protein
Exons: 2
Coding region: 1-1080 (359 amino acids)
Molecular function (GO): iron-sulfur cluster binding; catalytic activity
Source: RefSeq, a predicted model, not a curated record
AUGUUGAGGCGAGCAUUUGCGCGCAGAAGCGAGGUCUUUGGCCCGAGAACGGCAAGCGCUCGCCGUCACCUCCACCUUGCACCCCCGUUCCUCCUAGAGGACUACACCCCCCGUUACAUGAGCUUGUCCUCCAUCGAUGAAUCCAAAAAGCGAUCAAAGGCCUACGCCCAUCUCUCCAAGUGCAAUCUCUGUCCGCGGCUGUGCGGUAUCAACCGUUUCGAGACGACUGGAAUGUGUCUGAUUGGCAAUGACACCAAGGUCAACGUGAUUGCUCCGCACUUUGGUGAAGAACCUUGCGUUCAGGGACACAAUGGCAGUGGCGCUGUAUUCUUCUCGGGCUGCAACUUGCGUUGCGUAUUCUGUCAAAAUCACGACAUCGCACACCAGCGCAACGGCCAAGAUUUAACGCCUGAAGAGCUGGGCGAAUGGUACAUCAAGCUACAGCAAGUCGGCCGCGUCCACAACAUCAAUCUCAUCACCCCGGAGCAUGUUGUUCCCCAGGUUGUCCUCAGCAUCCUGCACGCAAAGGGGCUAGGCCUACGCGUGCCAAUCAUCUACAACACUUCCAGCUUUGAUUCACUGGCUUCGUUGGAGCUCCUAGACGGCUUGGUGGACAUAUACCUACCUGAUUUCAAGGUAUGGGAGUCGGCGACAUCCAAGCGCUUGCUCAAGGCAGACAACUAUGCGUCCACAGCCCGCGAGAGCAUCAAGGCAAUGCAUAACCAGGUCGGCGACUUGUGCUUUACCGGAGACGGCAUUGCCAAGACAGGUCUCCUGGUACGUCAUCUUGUCAUGCCCGGGAAGGAACAAGAGGGACGCCGGAUAAUGCAGUUCUUGGCGGAGGAGGUUUCUAGAGACUGUUUCGUCAACAUCAUGGAGCAGUACCACCCAGAUGCGCAUGUAGGCAAGUCAAAGAGACGCACAAAAGCCAGCCUCGACACGCAGGACGACGAGGUCCGGUACAGCGAAAUCAACCGAGCCGUAUCGGACGACGAGGUCUCCUCGGUCCGAAAGGCUGCGGAAUCGGCUGGUCUCUGGAGGUUCUGCGAUCCUCCUCGGCACGACGGUUUCAACAUCUGA